CGUCACCUACUUGGCCUGGUGGAGAUCGGGAGGAACUGUACUCCUGCUGCGAUCCUGGAGUUCCCCUCCGAUGGCCUCACGCAUACUCAAAGACGUCAUGGAUACAUCCUUAUCCACUGCAUCUUGGCCAUUUAUUGCUUCAUGCUACUGGGCACGGUGUGUGAGCAGUAUUUUGUUCCUGCUAUCGAUAUCAUUUGUGAACGGGUGGACAUGUCAGCGGACGUGACGGGUGCCACCUUCAUGGCAGCCGCUAGUUCCAGCCCGGAGCUGUUCAUCAACUGCGUCGGCACCUUCGUGACGGAGGGCGACCUGGGCGUGGGCGCCAUCGUCGGCUCCGCGGUCUUCAACGUGCUAGCAGUCCCGGCCUGCUGCGCGCUGUUUGCUGGCAGGGUGAUAGAGCUGGACUGGUGGUCGGUGUCGCGCGACUGCCUGAUGUACGCCGUGGCGGUGGUGGCGCUGAUCCAGACUCUCUUGGACGACACCAUCUACUGGCACGAGGCGCUGCUGCUGGUACUCAUGUACAUCUUCUACAUCCUGGCAAUGGUAUUCAACGGUCGCCUAGGAUCGUUUGUGAAAAGUGGGUGCUGCGUUCCCAGCAAACCUAAAAUAUACACGGAGGUUACGCCGCUGCUUAUAAAAGAAAAGCAACACCCCCUGGAUGCCUCAGGUCGCAUGAGCCGCUCCAUCCGUCACGUUAAUUUGGAAAACGGCAUGGAAAUGAUGAAGCGGCACGACUCUACGGGAUCAGACACAAGCAGCAUCAGCUCGCUAUGGUCGUGGCCGGACGAGAAGACAUCUGCCCUAAAGAAGCUGCUGUGGGUGGUCACAUGGCCCCUGGGGCUGAUACUGUGGGCCACUAUCCCCGACUGCCGGCGGCACCCGCGCCUCUACCCGCUCACCUUCGUCAUGUGCAUCGCCUGGAUCGGCGGCGUCUCUUACCUGGUCGCCUGGAUUAUUACUAUACUUGGUGACACCCUAGAAGUCCCAGACAGCAUUACAGGACUGACCAUUCUGGCUGCAGGCACCAGCCUGCCCGAGGCCGUGUCCAGUGUGCUUGUCACUAUGCAAGGGCACGGCACCAUGGGCAUCAGCAAUUCCAUCGGAUCUAAUACUUUCGACAUUUUACUUUGCUUGGGACUCCCUUGGUUGGUGAAAUCUUUAUUCUACCCGUCAGUCCCAGGAAACCAUUGGGUGACGAUAAACUCAAGCGGGCUGUCUUACAGCGCGAUCUCGCUGCUGUCAACUCUGUUCGCGCUGUACGGCUGCCUGGCGCUGAACAAGUUCCAACUGGACUGGCGCAUCGGCGUCACCUGCGCCGCGGUGUACCUGGCCUUCCUCGUCUUCGCUGCGCUCAUAGAACUUAACGUGUUCUUCCUGGUCAACUUGCCUAUCUGUCCUCACUGAU
Molecule: messenger RNA, 1405 nt
Organism: Ostrinia furnacalis (Asian corn borer)
Lineage: Eukaryota; Metazoa; Arthropoda; Insecta; Lepidoptera; Crambidae
Product: sodium/potassium/calcium exchanger 4
Exons: 10
Coding region: 142-1404 (420 amino acids)
Biological process (GO): intracellular calcium ion homeostasis; calcium ion transmembrane transport
Cellular component (GO): plasma membrane
Molecular function (GO): calcium, potassium:sodium antiporter activity; calcium channel activity
Source: RefSeq, a predicted model, not a curated record